Molecule: messenger RNA, 263 nt
Organism: Racocetra persica
Lineage: Eukaryota; Fungi; Glomeromycota; Glomeromycetes; Diversisporales; Gigasporaceae
Source: the annotation of a GenBank genome assembly
CCACACAAAUCUAUACUAAUGGAGAGGCUAAAAAUGCUGACUAUAAUAUUAUCAAUAUUAAUAAUAUUUCUUUGAGCAACAGCUCAAUAUUUAUAUUAGAUUCAUACACGUUUGAAGACAAACAAUUAAGAUCAUUAGAUCAUUCACGUAUAAAAAGUAAUAAUCAAAUAACUAACGCUCAUAUAGAUGAACAAGUAGAGACAGAUAAUACAUUUAAUCGUCCAAUUCAACCUUCAACUGAUCUAGUUUCUCAUUCUUUCUAA